AUGAAUCCGUUGAGUCGUCCAUCAAAACAGCAAAAAACAGAGCUCUAUCGGCUUGUAGGUUCGACUAGAAGGAAGUAUCCUGUGGUGAUCAGAGAAGAUGGUUUCAGAUACUCUGUAAAUGCGGCUCCGUCGAUCUGUCAGCAGGAUGGAAGAUGAUAGUUGCGCUUGGCCUCAGGUUGCAGUCUGAGGCCUUGGCAGACGGUCGGAUAGCUAAUAAAGAUUAUACAAAAGGAAUAUCGAUGGUCGUUUUAAGGAGGCAGUUUGUUUGCCAGGGGAGUCUGUCUUUCGCGCAGGAAGAAGGCCAAGUGCUCAGUCACGCCUUUAGGCACUUUCUGACUAAUUGCGGCUACAUGUUUACCGAUACAAGGGGGGCUAGGACACGAAUGGGAAACCACCGUAACUAGAUUCAUGUAACAUGUCUACUUAUUUAAUUUAAGUAGUUUAAUAUGCGUUAUCAAUAAUUCCUGCGGCUAACUGACGCUAUCAAUGCCUUCCACGAAAGUAUAAGUGGAGUUUUCAGUCGAGAAAGUAGCAAAAAAUUGAAAAGGUGAAUAGGAAUCCUCGUAAUACAGGCUACCUUGCGCUAACUUCCAAAGCGACCAAGGUUAGGGUUAAGGUAGAGUUAGGGUUAACGUUAAGGCUAGUGUUAAAUUUUGGAUUAGGGUAAAGUUUGGAUUAAAGUUAGGACGCAUGAACAGGUGCAGUGAACCUACUUGGGGUACCUGUUUCAAAGCUACGCCUUUCGCUUUUAUCAAUGGUGGUCUGGUUCUCGGCCAACCACAGCUACCCAGACGGGCCAAUUGACUUCAAAGCCGACUUAGACAUAUUCUCGCACAAGGCAAUGCGACGACUCCACCACUCUCACUUGAGACGCCGGCUCCCUCGAUGCCGAACGUGUGCCCUGCCCGACCGCCAAAUGUUCAAACUUGUGUCCUCCUCUUUCUGUACAUGAUACAAUAUAUUCUCAAUUGGCGUCCGACUCCAUUUUUUAUUCGGGACCGAGCCUCAAGGUCGUGGUGACCAGGGAAUCCCUACGAUUAUAACUGCCGCGUUGUAGGUACUCUUCCUGGAACUUAGCGAGUGGGUAACUGUAUUACAGGUUACUUUUCUCGUGUCAAACGCUAAAAAAAGUUUAAUCCGGUAGGUAAUCAGCAAUUAAAACCCUCGGAAUUCGAAUAUUUUUUCAGAAAAAACUAAGAGAUUAUUAUUGGCAUACAUAUGGCUACCUAAUUAAAAUAAGUAGGCAGGAUAUAUGAAUGUAUUUUACGGCGUUCCUAUUGCCAUGUCAUACCUAGCGGGGAACCCACAACUAACUAACAUGACAACUUCCGAAUGAUUCUGACCCGGAGGACAAAGCAAUGGCUACUGAGCAACCCAACAGAUACGAUAACUUUGGGCUUCUGCCACUAAUGAGUUGGGAAUCCAUGAGGACUACUAUUUGGGCCUCUUCAGCGGCAGCCUACCUUGCGAGCCCAACGGUCGAUUGAAGGAGACUAUUCAGCAAAAAUAAAGUGUUUCGAAUGAAAUAAAAUUAGAAAAUUAUAUGUUUUCCUGAUUGAACGUUUUGUUCUAAUUCUAAGAGGAAAUUUUUAUCAUAUGUCCUUAUAACUUCGAUCAGGACGUCCAAAUACAAAGAUACAGCAUAAUUUUGGGAUAGGCAUCUUCAAACCGUUUUUAUAGUUCAGUAUUAUUAUACCGUUCUAUAGCGAGGCCCCAUACACACCAAACUGUCUUGUGUUUUAGUCUUCUACGGAACGACCAACGCAAAACCGUCAAUAUUUUAAGUGGAUGGCAGACGACCCUGAUUCUGGGACGAACAUCAUAAUUGCGGCCACAUUUUUGAUUCUCUCUUUGGAGCACCAUAGACUUCGCAUGUGUUUGCCGUACUCUCGUGUUAAAUUGACGGAAACCCAACAGCUGUCUCGAUAAGCGGUUCCCCAGAAAACUUGCCUACUUGCAAACUUUUAGUACACAAACUCAUUUUAUCACAUUCUCGAUUCGGGUACUGGUUGAAGUUCCAGGCGCGUGUUUGGACGAUUAAAAGUAGCUGCGUGAUAUAACCGUGAUGACUUGGUUCAUCCCUUUCAAAACGGCUUUAAUAACUCAAAGGAACCGUAUAUGUGUAAAUUGCUUAAAUGCAGUCCUACCACGGCCGCGCUGAACCGAUGGAUGGAGCCACAAUGCGGCCCAGUCGUAAAAAAAACCAAUUAGAGUGAAAAUUGUGUGCGUAUUAAGUCAACCACAUAGUGCGUACCAGUUCACGUUUGCAUUUGGAUCUAAACGGAAUGAGUGCGAAGACAGUCAAAAAUGCACAGUAUACCUCGGCUAGCUUAUAAUUAAAUAUGGAAAAGACCUCAACUCCUGAAUUUUGCAACCCUGUCUAAGUAGCGGACAUUCACUGACAUCAAAUCCGCCUUCCCAUUUUGCAUAUGCACUUCAACUUCUGGGAUGCCGUCGUGCACUUGGAGACAGCCUACAUUCCCAGGAUUGGAUCUGAAUUGUGAUAUGACGAAUCAUACCAACUAAACUGGCGAUCCUAUUUCUAAUGAACAAGAGUGACGAUUUAAUCCCUUGUUUCUCACUUUUCGUCUCUUUUUUCCAUAUUCCUUUGUAUGGACUGGAGAGCAUUUAACAGCAUUAUUUCUUGGUUCUAAGAUCCGUCACCUGAUUUAAUUAAAAACUGACCUCUGCUUAUCAGGUUUGGAAUACUAAUAUGCAACUGAUGACAUAUGUUGAGAAGUUGUCGUGAAGUUAAGAAAGGCUGGUCUUUUAAAAAAUUCGCCUUUUCUCUCAAUUUACAUCUGACUUUUUUCUCCCUUCCUUCAUACCGUCCACGGGGAAGUGUUGCAUGUUAAUUUGAAGGCUUUCUGUCGAGCACUUCCGCUUGAAAUUGCAUCUUUUAAAUUUAUGCGAAAAGUAGUAGCUAGCUAGGAGUAAAUCAUUUUAUGUAAGACUAAUAGACUUAGAAUGAAACUGGAAAUAGAUUUUUGAUCGUCACCCAUCUGCCGCAACGGAAUAGCCUCGUAAUAAUCAUAGGCUGUGAAGAGAGUUAGUAUUAUAUUUAAAGGUAGCAUGAAGCACCAUACUUGACAGCCUAUAUACUAUCUUGAUACGUAUAAGGACAAUAUGAUAACUGUGUAAUCGCGGUGGAAUCAACCAGGCGACUCUUUUAGCAAAAAUCUACUAACCAUUUUCAACUGCGAAGACAAGUUAGCGAAGGCUUACGUGAUUUUUUUUAAUAAGUUACGACAUGCCGUGGUGCAAAGCGUAUCUAGGUAUCCUACAUCUACGCAAACUGAAAAGUGCGUAGCAUGCGCCCGCCUCAAGCUUUACUUGUCAGGAACUGAGGCAUCUGCGUACAUAAGUCUACUUUAAAUCUAUUUGUCCAAACUAGGCUGGAGAACACGAAACAAUGGCGGCAUUUACAGUUUCACUUAUAACUUUCGAAAUGUACUUUGUAGCUAAUCACUUCCCAUCUCGCUGUUUACGUGGAAAAUGCAUUUUGGCUGAAUCAAGUUUUGUCUCAGUUUCGGCUACGAAAAGUUGAAAGUACUGAAUUCCUCGAUCUCAUUUACUGGUCUUCCUCACCAACACAUCUACACUUGUGCCUCCUAAGAAAGUGCAGUAUAUAAAAACAAUCGGCGCACUAAGUUGCCUUUUUAAUUCAUGGAUAAAGUGUAAAUAAGGCUGAACCAACAUUCCUCCUGGUUUCUGGGGUUUCUCACCACCCAAGUGGUUGGGAGUGUACCUUUUGACGUUUCUUUUAUUCGUACUUUAUUACUGCGAUAAGUAAAACAAUUGUCACAAAAAGCCGGCAGUUCUGUGGAAGGGAGGCUGCUCCCUAAUGUUUUGAGCUGUCCGCAUAAACUCUGGAUCAGAAGGUUUGUGCGGAGGAUAUCUAGUGAGUGUGUUGUGCGAAGGUGCUACGGAAACAAUUCCGACAUCCCACUGUGCUAGCGAGGCCUGUCUGUGGGUACCUUCUCCUACAAAUGUUAACCCAAGAACUCAUUACUUACUUGAGUAAACUGGUCCUUCGUCAGCCUUUCCCGAAGACACCAGUUACUGAGGUCUCUUUUCCGAGCGCACUUGAAAAGUUCCUUUAUUUUGCUACGAUCCAUGUGAAAGAGGCUGUUCCUCUGUCGUCCCUCAUCAGCAUCCUGUGGACCCAGUAGACCCUCCUGGCUUAUCAACAGUUCGACCAGUGGUGUCUGUGAGUUCUCAUCAACGUUUGAUUGAUGAUCAUCUUCCUUCUUCUGGGGAGAAAGGUCUUCUUCUUGGCAAGUGAAUCGGACAGCUGAAGACUUUCGUGAGGAAGAGCGGGAUCUGCUGCGUCGGGAAGACCCGUGCCGCAAAAUUCCUUAAAAUUCACAUAGUAAAACUUUAAGGACGCCAGUUGUGCCUACUAAAUCAACGUAAGUAGAUAUUGUUGGGAAAAUAUUUUAGCAGAUGCUUGCGAGCUGGACAUCGAGGAAGACAUCGAAAACCUUCUCCUUAAACCCCCAUAUUUCAAAGUUAAAUUUAGGCACUGGUGUGCUGUUCCACAAGCAGCAACCCAUCGUCGCUCCACAUAGCGGGUUCAGCAGUUGUGACCUUCGUGUGAACUGGUCUGUUACAAAGGGGAAUUUCCUAAACCAACCGUGUUCCAAUGGCAAGACAGAGUCAAGAAAAUUGUGCAUAAGUGCUGAGGGUCAGUGGAUGACGGAAUGAACAGCCCGUCUACCCGUGCCAUGUGCGGCCUGGCUGGUAUUCCACGCGUCUCAGCGUCCAAGGAUGGAGGCUGUGGUCUCACCAUGCCAUGGCGGUUAUAAUGAGGAAGGGUCACUGCAGCCUGGCCCUCAUUCCUGAACAGUUCCGACUGAUAGUCCGCCUGAUGCGGAUGAGUUCCCUAUUACUGGCCUCAUUCUCGUCCCCCUUCCAAGCAUCAGGGGGUAGUCUGUGUCAUGCCGACUGAGGAUGAGAUUGGGUAGUGUUAAGGAUUUAAUGAAUGAGUGAAUUCCGGACAGGGUGCGAAUUAAUAACGACACUUCUCAGGUGGUAUAGUACUGCGUAAUAAAUGCUCAAGAACUCUUCCAUCCAAUUUCCAGAUAUACGCAUCUGAGACGAAACGACGCACGGCCCCGCUGGCAACGUCAUUUGCUUUUUAAGUGUAGACUUUCAUACAACACAAUAUUGACAAGGACAUUUUGACAACCGAAACCCCAGAAUCGUCCAACAGAGAACUGGACGAAGAGCCUGCCCUCGUAACUACUCUCUGAUGUUAACAGAAGUACUCUGUUCGAGCAAGCCUUAACCUGAGCAGCGCGUAUAUACGGCUAAACGAGUAGAAUAUCACAAAGAAGGUUGAUUGGUAUUCGCUUCUUUGGUCAAAGUAGUAGCAGAAUCUGUGCGAAUAAAGAUUGCCCACGAUGGGUAGCUGAGCCGAGCCUGGCACUCAUAAAAAAUGUAAGCCCUUCCCUCCACUCUUCGUAAUUUUGAGGCCAUUGUAAUUGUACGGGGAGACAAAGGUUAUUCAACGGUACUUUUAGCUUGGAGAUUUUCCGAAUUAUAUGAAAUACUUGGCUCCGAUUCAUGCUUGAAAGAGCAGCAGUCUUUGACCACCAAGAAUAAUAAGUGAGUGAAAACAUCGAAAAAAAAUCGCAAAGAGACCAGGAAGUAAAUUUAAUCCGGCUCAGAGUACUGACUUAAUCUAAGAAAGCAUUUGUUCAGAUUACGAUGUCUUCCGAAAGUCCAUAAACAGAGUUUUUGUUUGUGAAUUUCAGCAUGGUUGCUAGCCAAUAGUAUAGCUUGCCUCCUCUGUGAGCUACUACGCAGUCUUAAGGGCAUACUGAUAAUCAGACAUACAGUUCAAAUUCUUCCCAUUAUAUGAGGAAUGACUAAGUUAAUGUCCAGUGCACGGACAUUUUGGCGAUGGCUGAAACAUAUGGACGGUUCCGAAAACGCCUCCUAAUGCUUGAAAAGACCCUGCAGGCAAUGGCGAUUUAGAUGACGAUAUCACUUCUGUUGCCACUAAAACUACUACUACCAUCACUACUGAUGGUGAUGGUGGUGGUGAUGAUGAUGAUGAUGAUGAUGAUGACGACGACGACGAUGAUGAUGAUGAUGAUGAUGAUGAUGAUGAUGAUGAUGAUGAUGAUGAUGAUGAUGAUGAUGAUGAUGAUGAUGAUGAUGAUGAUGAUGAUGAUGAUGAUGAUGAUGAUGAUGAUGAUGAUGAUGAUGAUGAUGAUGAUGAUGAUGAUGAUGAUGAUGCCCUUGCAGAGUCCGUCCUUCUAGUAACCUAA
This is a messenger RNA of Spirometra erinaceieuropaei, 6278 nucleotides long. The record is from the annotation of a GenBank genome assembly. Lineage: Eukaryota; Metazoa; Platyhelminthes; Cestoda; Diphyllobothriidea; Diphyllobothriidae.